Messenger RNA from Bacidia gigantensis, 1674 nucleotides. RefSeq lists its product as uncharacterized. Gene Ontology annotation, cellular component: nucleus. The record is from RefSeq and is a predicted model, not a curated record. The transcript has a single exon. Gene Ontology annotation, molecular function: protein binding. Bases 1 to 1674 code for a protein of 557 amino acids. Lineage: Eukaryota; Fungi; Ascomycota; Lecanoromycetes; Lecanorales; Ramalinaceae.
AUGUGCAAGAAUAUUUUACUACAAAAGAGAUCGUUGUCUACGAGCAGACUUCAUGAUCGUCCAUAUAAUCCCAUAGAAUAUCUUCACAGAGCUCUCUUGCAUAACAGGCUGUCUUAUCACGACCUGGCUGCAGGAGAUGCCUACAAAGCCUUGCUACUAGUGGAUGAGGUAGAUGGCGGGGAAUAUCAAGAAAAUGUUCGAAGCUCUCUGGCUGUUACUAAAUCGGAAGAUCCUGCUUUUGCUCUCUCGUCGGAGGAACUGAAAGCUUCACAGUUUGACAGAGUUCAGAUCUCCGCCGGAAAGAUAGCGGUAGAGGCAUACGUAUUGCUCUCUAAUGCUCUGGAGAAAUGUGGUGACCCGUAUGGCGCGUUCGAGUUUGUGGAGCGUGGACUAAGGGCUUUCCCAAACCAUGAGACUUUGCAGACGCUGCAUCAGAGUAUGAUCGACGCUGGCUACUCUCGUUCCACAGUUGCAAUUUCCCACUCUGCUCAAAAGACGGGGCAUCUUGUUGCUGUGCCUGGCUUCAAACCAAGCGCAUUUGUUCGUCGAGAAAUCUAUCCAUGGAAUAAGUACGAGCCUGACAGGUUCUCUCAAGAAUCUCUGUCAUUCCUAAAUGCGGAAUUGCAGAAGAUUGCUCCCAAAUGUGAGAUUCGUACUAUCGACCUCCCAGUGCUCAACAGCCUCAAAAAGGGUACGGGCGAUGGUGAUGGGCAUAUAGUCCAGAGCACGUCAAGUAUCAAACAAUUAGGAAUAUUUGCUGCUCAAGAUGUUGCACCGGCCGAAAGACUAUUUCUGGAACCCAGUAUCCUGACUAGCAAUAAUCGUCUACUUGGUUCGCUUUGUGAUGCGUGCUCAGCACCUUUACCACCGAUCUCACUAGCCAACCCCCUCCCCGCAUGUUCUUCAUGUGAUGAUAUAUACUUCUGCUCCGAAAACUGUCACGACCGCGCCCAAGAACUCUACCAUCCCGCUGUUUGUGGCAUUGAGGACUUUGAUAACGUGGCUAAAGAUCCAUCCCCUGCGGCAUCGACUGACUCGCUUUAUCUUCUCCUUGUGAUUCGUGCUAUAGCAAUGGCCGAGACCCAACAAAAGCAUCCUCUAGACCUGCUACAUGUCAAGUUCCUCUGGGGCGACUUUGAGUCAGCUUCCACCUCCGUAGAGCGUAAGCUACCGUUCGACUUUCAAAACAACAUUGCCAAUCCCAUACAUAUCAUGACGAACAUGGGCAUUAAUCCGUUUGCAUCCGCAACUUUGGAGCGCUACGACCUUUGGGUUCUGAAUACUCUCUUUGCCAAGUUUCGCGGUGUCGCUUCGGCAAAGAUGAACAUUCAUACCUUGCGCCCGGACGUAGCAGGCGUGCAUCCAUUGUGGUCCUUGGCAAACCAUAGCUGUGCGCCUAAUGUGCGCUGGGAAUGGGGUCUGGAGGGAGUGGAGCUAGAAAGCGAGGAGAGAGGAGCGAUAGGUUUCACGGCAAGAAAGCCGGAAGAGCGUGUGCAUUGGGGCGAGGGUAGAAGAGAAGGUGGUAUCAAGAAGGGCAAUGAAGUCUUGAAUCACUAUUGUGAUAUUGACUUGGAUGUGAAGGAGAGACGAGAAUGGGCUAUUGGGGCCUUGGGAGGUUUUUGCCGAUGCGAAAGGUGCCUCUGGGAAGAGAAAUUGGAUACGAAGCAAUCAUGA